This is a messenger RNA of Endocarpon pusillum Z07020, 6714 nucleotides long. RefSeq names its product DNA polymerase epsilon catalytic subunit A. Gene Ontology annotation, cellular component: epsilon DNA polymerase complex; nucleus. The transcript has a single exon. The record is from RefSeq and is a predicted model, not a curated record. Bases 1 to 6714 code for a protein of 2237 amino acids. Gene Ontology annotation, biological process: leading strand elongation; nucleotide-excision repair, DNA gap filling; DNA replication proofreading. Lineage: Eukaryota; Fungi; Ascomycota; Eurotiomycetes; Verrucariales; Verrucariaceae. Gene Ontology annotation, molecular function: nucleotide binding; DNA-directed DNA polymerase activity; zinc ion binding.
AUGCCAACUCGAAAGCCUAGCAAGUAUGGGAACAACUUAAGGUCCAAGAAAUCAUCCUACAAUCCUCGCAAUACGAAAACCGUUCAGCUUUCUGCGCUUAGAUCCUCCGAAGCUACCUCUCAGGAUGAAAAGCUGCAGGCCACCAGACUGGCCCACAGCAUCGAUGAGUCAAUGGGAUUUGCACGUUAUGAGUCUGGCAAGAAAAGAGUGGGAUGGCUCUGCAAUAUGCAUAGCACGACCAUAGAGGAUUCCAAAGUACCCGGUGGACGAGCCGGUGUCGACUUCUACUUUCUUAGCGAUGACGGAGAAAAUUUCAAGGCUACCGUACAAUAUGAUCCCUAUUUCCUGAUCGCAGUCAAGCGAGGGCGAGAAGCAGAAGUGGAAGAGUGGUGCAAGAGAAUAUUUGAAGGACUUGUAAAGACAGUCAGCAGGAUUGAGAAGGAGGAUCUGCAGAUGCCCAACCAUCUGCUUGGAUAUAGACGGACCUUUUUGAAGCUUUCCUUUGCAAAUGUGUCUGAUCUUCUGUCAGUACGGAAAACAAUCAUGCCUAUCGCGGAGAAGAAUAAAAGCAGCCUCAAUGCAAUGGACACUUACGCAGAAGUAGCCGGUGCGAGUGCGGGCUUUGAUAUUUUUGAUGAACGGCCUGACGAGAAACGAUCUAGUGGCAUUAUGGAAGCGAGUAAUUCUAUCGUUGACAUUCGAGAGUACGACGUUCCCUAUCACGUUAGGCUAACCAUCGACAAGAACAUACGAAUUGGAAAGUGGUACAGGGUUGAGGCCAACCACGGUCAGAUAUCCCUGACUUGUAUUGAAGACCGACUUCAGCGAGCCGAUCCGGUAGUGCUUGCCUUCGAUAUCGAGACAACAAAACUGCCUCUGAAAUUCCCUGACGCAGCAAUUGAUCAAGUUAUGAUGAUUUCAUACAUGAUUGACGGCCAGGGCUUCUUGAUUACUAACAGGGAGAUUGUGUCAGAGGAUAUUGCUGAUUUUGAAUACACACCCAAGCCGGAAUACGAUGGUCCCUUUUUGAUUUUCAAUGAACCAGACGAGAAAGCUGUUCUGGAACGCUUUUUCCUCCACAUCAAGGAGGCCAAACCCACAGUCAUUGCUACUUAUAACGGCGACUUCUUCGAUUGGCCUUUCGUCGAGGCAAGAGCAAGUGUGCUUGGUGUCGACAUGUACGCAGAAAUUGGAUUCAGGAAAAACAGUGAAGAUAUAUAUCAGAGCAAUUACUGUGUGCAUAUGGAUUGCUUCAGCUGGGUCAACCGAGACAGUUACCUGCCACAAGGCAGCAGGGGCCUGAAAGCUGUAACCGUUGCGAAAUUAGGGUAUGAUCCUGACGAGCUGGAUCCUGAGUUGAUGACGCCUUAUGCCAGCGAACGACCGCAGACGUUAGCUGAGUACUCGGUUUCGGAUGCAGUUGCAACUUAUUACCUGUACAUGAAAUAUGUGCAUCCCUUCAUAUUCUCUCUGUGUACAAUAAUUCCGCUCAACCCAGAUGAUACUCUUCGAAAAGGCACGGGAACACUUUGCGAAAUGCUGCUCAUGGUGCAAGCAUAUCAGAAGGAUAUUGUGUUGCCAAACAAGCACAAAGAGCCUAGGGAAGCCUUUUGGGAAGGUCAUUUGCUUGAGUCCGAAACCUACGUUGGCGGCCAUGUGGAGAGUAUCGAAGCUGGAGUUUUCCGUGCAGAUAUUCCUGUCAACUUUGCCAUCGACCCGUCGGCCAUCGAUGAGCUACUCGGCGAUCUCGACGCAGCGUUGAAAUUUUGUAUAACAGUUGAAGAGAAGAAAUCGCUUAAUGACGUGACGAAUUAUGAAGAGAUCAAAGCACAAAUCUCGGGAAAGCUGCAUAGCCUCAAGGAUAACCCGAACAGGCACGAAAGGCCUCUCAUUUACCAUCUGGAUGUUGCGUCUAUGUAUCCAAACAUUAUGACCACGAAUCGACUUCAGCCCGACUCUAUGAUCACAGAGUCAGAUUGCGCAGCGUGCGAUUUCAAUCGGCCAGGAAAGACUUGUGACAGAAGAUUACCCUGGUCAUGGAGAGGGGAGUUCCUCCCCACAAAACGUGACGAAUAUAACAUGAUUCGCCGUGCUGUCUCGAACGAAACAUUUCCGGGCAAGUCCAAACAGAGUCCUCAUCGAACAUUCGACCAACUCAGUCUCGAUGAGCAAGCAGCCAUUGUCAAAAAGCGUUUGCAAGACUACUCGAAAAAAAUCUAUCACAAGAUUCACGACACCAAAACGAUCGAACGAGAAGCUAUCAUCUGUCAACGGGAGAAUCCCUUCUAUGUUGACACGGUACGAAAUUUUCGCGAUAGGCGCUAUGACUUCAAAGGUCAGCAGAAGGUCUGGAAGGGAAAGACGGAAACGUUGAAGUCCUCAGGCGCAUCUACUGCAGAAAUAGAAGAGGCUAAGAAGAUGAUUGUUCUGUUCGACUCCCUCCAGUUAGCCCAUAAGGUCAUCCUGAACAGCUUUUAUGGUUACGUGAUGAGAAAGGGGUCCCGGUGGUAUUCAAUGGAGAUGGCUGGCGUCACAUGUCUUACAGGAGCCCACAUCAUCCAAAUGGCUCGAGAGCUUGUUGAGAGAAUCGGCCGGCCCCUUGAACUGGACACCGAUGGAAUCUGGUGUAUGUUGCCCGCAACAUUUCCGGAGAACGUGGUCUUCACGCUUCAAAAUGGCAAGAAAAUGGCCGUUUCUUAUCCAUGUGUCAUGCUGAACCAUCUUGUCCAUCAAAAAUUCACCAAUCACCAGUAUCAGACCCUUACGAAUCCAGUGACUUUCAAGUAUGAAACCCGCAGCGAGAACUCGAUCUUUUUCGAGGUUGACGGACCCUACAAGGCGAUGAUCCUCCCAACUUCAAAGGAAGAGGACAAGAAUCUAAAGAAAAGAUAUGCCGUGUUCAAUCAUGAUGGGAGCUUAGCUGAACUGAAAGGCUUCGAGGUAAAGCGCAGGGGAGAGUUAAAAUUGAUUAAAAUCUUCCAGACGCAGAUCUUCAAGUUUUUCUUGGAAGGCACUAACUUGACGGAGACGUACGGUGCAGUCGCCAGAGUCGCUAACCGAUGGCUUGAUGUUCUACAUUCACACGGUGCCACGCUCGCUGAUGAAGAGCUCAUUGAUCUGAUCUGCGAGAACAAGAGCAUGGCUAAGACGCUUGAAGAGUAUGGAGCACAGAAGUCGACUUCCAUUACGACUGCCAAACGAUUAGCAGACUUCCUCGGAGAGCAAAUGAUCAAGGACAAAGGCCUCAAUUGCAAAUACAUCAUCUCGUGCAAGCCAAAAAAUACACCCGUCACAGAGCGCGCUCUCCCGGUUGCCAUUUUUUCUGCGGAGGACAGUGUUAAAAAAUACUUCCUUCGCAAGUGGCUGAAGGAUGAUCCUGGGGACAUGGACCCCAGAAACGUCAUUGACUGGGACUAUUAUCUCGAACGGCUGGGAUCAGUCAUCCAGAAGCUUAUCACGAUUCCUGCUGCGCUGCAGAAAGUUCGGAAUCCAGUGCCAAGGGUAGCACAUCCAGAAUGGUUGCAGCGCCGGCUCAAUGUCAAGGACGACAAGUUUAAACAGAAGAAGGUGACCGACUUGUUCGAAAAGCGAGCACUGGGCCAGUUACCGCUCAAUAUCCUUGACCAUCGAUUACCUGGGUCUGGUGACAUUGAAGACGUGCUAUCGUCGCAGUUGAAGUCCAAGGUUCCUGAGCCUACCAAGACGGUGCAAAAGAGAAAAGCUCCCGAUGCUUUGAAAGCACCCAUGGAUCCCUUUGCAGCUUUGCCUCCCAAGAUGCCAUCGAUCCAGGAGGAUUACUCAUCGUGGCUACAGUAUCAGAAGCAGAAAUGGAGAAUUCAGAAACAGGCUCGAACCCGUCGUCGGCAACUUUUUGGAGAGCGACCAGCUGCCGCUUCCGAUGCACUGAGCAGCUUCUUCAGAAACCAGGCCGAGCUUCUUUUUGUGAAUACAUGGCAAGUCCUUCAACUACGCGAAACAGACUCACCUGGUGAAGUCAGAGCGUUUGUACUUAUUGGCAAGAAGGUACAUGCCCUCGCGGUCCGUGUGCCUCGCCAACUUUUCUUGAAUCUGAAAGGUCAGCAUCUGCCUGAUGUCGAGAUCUCUGGUUGCGAAGUUGAGAAAGUCAAUCACACAUUGCCCAAUGGCCAUCCAUCUGUUCAUUUGUUCAAGCUCACUCUGUCCGAAGUGUCAUACAUUCAAGAGUCGGAGAAUGUGUCAUUGCUUUGCAACCACCCUAGUGUCGAAGGCGUAUACGAGAAGCAAGUCCCACUGAGUAUCCGGGCAUUGCUCAAGUUGGGAAGCCUAUGCUCGUUUGACGAAACCCAAAAAGGAGUCCUUGGAAAAGGUUUGGAGCAAGGCUUCGAUCUGUCCGCUCUGCUGAGAAGCUCAUCUAAGGACCCGUACCUCUCAGAUCCGUCUGAGCUAGGCUAUUUGUUCCUCUAUCAUGUUGUAGCUGGUGAGAAGCAAGUAUUUGCUCUCUUCUCGUCCGAGCGGGCAGAGGCGCAGAUUGUGAUCCUCAACCGGAAGCGGGAGGCCCAAAGUCUUCCGAAUGUUGAUAAGAUCUAUUCGGAACAGCUUCUGCGCAAGACGGAGGAGGGUGAUGACCCAACCUGGCAAGCCACCUUUCAAUAUCAAGAUAAAGUUCAUUUCAAGACAAGUCAAGUCACCACAAAACGCAAGACUCACCUCGAAGUGGGCGAUCUAGUCAAAAAGUGGCGUAAUGAAGAGACUAAACCAAUGCUCUUAGUCAUUCAAUCUCCGCAGCAGCGUCAACUUGUUCACGACAUUACCAUUUUAAAAGAAUACCCUGUCCUUGCUCUUCGCUCUGAGACGUCUGAUUCCGAUCUACCUCCACUGGGUUGGCAGGCAUACGCAGCUAGGCGGUCAGUCUCGCACUACUUGACGUUGAGUUCCUGGAUAUCUCAUCUGGUUGAGCUGGCAAGGUAUGGUGAUGUGCCGCUUUGCAACCUUGCUUGUGAUGAUCCACGAUUCCUGGUAGACAUUGCGUAUGCUCGGCGACUACAACGGAGCAAUGUUGUUCUAUGGUGGUCUGAUAAGCCGAUCCCCGACCAAGCGGGUCAUGAAAAAGACGAUAUCCGCGGACCCCUGACUGAUAUGGUUGAGAUGCCCAAUAUCAACAAUGCAGGAGCCUAUUCUUCGGUCUGCGUUGAUCUAGAGGUGCGGAAUCUGGCUAUCAAUACCAUUCUCACAUCAUCUCUGAUCAAUGAGCUGGAGGGAUCCAACGGCUCAAUCAGCUUCAAUCCCGCGGCUGAUGAGAACAACAACGAUGAGAACGGGACAAUCGCUUCUGCAAGUGCAUUUGCAAAUGCUCCGCUGCUUGUUCUCCGCGAGAUGGUCAAAGCAUGGUGGGCUGAGGCGUGUAGGGGCAACUCACUCGCAGACGUGAUGGUGCAGCACCUUGUGCGCUGGGUCGAAAGCCCCACGUCAUUUCUGUAUGACCGUUCCCUCCACUACUAUGUACAGACCAUGUCGAAGAAGGCCUUCCAACAAUUGAUGACUGACUUCAGACGGGUCGGGUCGCAGACUGUCUUUGCCAGCUCGAAUCGGCUGCUCCUCCAAACCAGCAAGCAAGAUGUCGGCAAUGCCUAUGCUUAUUCUCAGUAUAUCAUCAAAAGCAUACAGCAGAAACCACUCUUCCACUUCCUGGAUCUGCAAGUGAAAGACUACUGGGACACGCUUAUCUGGUAUGAUGCAUAUAACUAUGGCGGCAAAGGCACGUCGGUGAUUGACGAGCACACCGAUAGCACGAACCUCGAGACUAUCAUGCACUGGCAAUUGUCGCGAUUCUUGCCGCUUCCUUUGCAAGCCGAUUUCGAUCACUGGGUCGUGGAAUACAUCGACUUGGUGCAUCGGUUGAAGCGGCCACCGAUCACCGCCGAUGAUAGUUCUUCAACACCAAGACCGACCCAGCUGCCCGCCACCUUUACCAGCCUCACUGAAGAUCCAACCAGCACAGAAGUCACUACCAUCCUCAAAGAACCAUUCAGCAAGCCCCUCAAGAAAGAAAUCAUGGCUCUUAUCCGCCGGCAGCGGGACGAGCUGCUUCACCCAGAGCUCGUCAGCGACUGGUCCUUCCCCUCCCUUCCAGGCGGCACUCUUGACACUCCCAACCGCAACCCGGUUCUCGAGCUGGUAAAGGCUCUGAUGCAAGUCAUGUCGCUAUCCAAACCGUUGCAACUGGAGACAAGGCUGCUGAGGAAAGAUCUUCUCGCCCUAUUCGAGGUGCGGGAAUUCUCCUCGGAAGGCCGCUUUGAAAAUCCGAGCAAGAGCCUCAAAUUUGAACAGUUGAGCUGCGAAUCGUGCACCAUGACACGGGACCUGGAUCUGUGCCGAGAUGAGGAUGUCCUUCCUUCGCCACCUGGACCAGACGGGGAAGUGGUAGAGAGCAAGGCCUGGAAAUGCAAGGCUUGCGGUGCAGAAUUCAAUCGGGUCGUACUGGAAGAAAAACUGAUUGCCAGAAUUCAACGGUGGGUGCUGGAGUGGCAGAUGCAGGACCUGAAGUGUGUCAAGUGUGGUGUGCUACAGGGUGACACGGCUGUGUUUGGCGAGCAUUGUACAUGUGGUGGAAAGUGGGAGGGUAGCGUGGAUAGGAAAGGUGUCAAGGAACGACUCGGAGUCAUGGAGCGUGUUGCCGGGGCGUAUGAGUUGAGACUGCUGGAGGCCGUUCUGGAUAGUAUUCGGGGGAUGAUGUGA